AUAAUUUAAUUUUGUGUUUGUGUUGAAAAUUUUUAAAAUGUGCAAAUUAUUUCAUGGAUAUUGACAGCAUGAUUUUUUCAUUUCACUGGUGAAAAAGUUCACGAAUCCGAAAUGGAGAUAGAUUAUGAUUAAAAAUUGAAAUGUUGACCAAAAGAUAGGAAAGUCUCACAAUUGGUCAGAUAAGGCUGAAAAUAAGGAGAGCUAAAAAUGAUUUCAAGGAGGUUUAUAAUGAAAUUUGCUCCACCUUAAGAAAUGAUAAAUGUUUUGAUGGCGCAUGAGUUCAAGAUGAUUCAAUGAGACAAAAAAAGCUGAUAAUGUGAUGAUAAUGAAAGAAGAAGAAAGCAGAAGAAAGAGAAAAGAAAGCGAAAAGAAGAUGAUGAAGAAGAUGAAGAUUAAAAAGGGGAAAACAAUUCAACUCCCGCCUGGUUUCUCCGCCUUACAAGUGGCGAAAAGAGAGGUAAAUAGACAGAAAAAAGAAAAGAGAAAAAAAGCGACAGAGACAAGUACAGAGAGACAGAGAGACAUAGAAAGAGAGGUUAAGAGAGAGGAAAACAGAGAAAGACUGGCGAGAAAGGGAAAGGAGAGAGAAAGAGAGAGAGAAAGAGAUUAUAGUUGAACAAGUAAAUGGGCAAACCUUUGUGGGAUUAUCAUUGAAAUGAUGAUUUUCACAAAGCCUUUUCGAUGUUACUGUUGCAAAGUAUCAAACAUCCGUACGAUUCAACGUACGAUACUAAUAAUGGAUCAAAUAAUUCUGUUGAUGAAUCAGGGCCACCUUCAUCGGCAACAUCAGGUUCAUCAUCAUCAACUUCAUCGUCUUCCUCAGCUGGAUCAACAACAUCAUCAUCAUCAUCCUCAUCAUCGUCUACGACAACAACAACAAACCAACAACAAUCUCAACCUCAACAACCUCAACAACCUCAACAACAUCAACACCAACCUCAACACGUAGGAAGCCAACAACAAACACAACAGUCUACAUUAACUUCAAGUCAACCUGGACCAAGUACACCUGGUUGCUCAUCAAAUCACUCAUCUGAAUCACCAGGAGAUUCCUAUUUAACGAUAGCUGAAGAGUUGACAGGAAUCCAUCAGAUAAGGAAAGAUUGUGUCAUUUACACUUAUUAUAAAGACUGUUCCAGAGCCAUACAAGAUCAUUUUGAUAGAUCAUUGGCUUUAUUUGAUGGCAAAUCCACUGUUAAAGAUAUUGUUCCUCUUUUGAGUGAUCGUAAUUUACCUCAAUCAUUUUGGAAUGUAAACGGAAUUCAUCAUCAUCAUACUCAGCUUGUUCAUCACCAUAGUCAACAUCAUCACCAACUACAUUCAGUCCAUCAUUCACAUCACACACAUCAUCCACACCAUCCUCAUCGUCAUUCACAUCAACUGCACCAUCAAGGAAUUGGUUUAACAAGUACUCAAAGUAGCACUGAAAGUACCAAUAAUAAUAAUAACAAUAGUACCAAUAGUCAUCAACAUCAUUCUGUUUCGUCUCAUCUGCAUUCACAUCCCCAAUCCUCUCAACCAGCUCCUCCUACACCGUCAACAUCAACUCAUCCUCCUCCAGCACCACAACAGGCAACAUCAACAGCUUCCUCCUCACAUCAUUCACCUCAUCAUCAUGCCUCUGUCCAUCAUCAUCCCCACACUCAUUUACAAGCCAAUCAAACGAUGGUUUCCGGUUCAGGUUUUCCGAUUCUUGCCGCAGCCGCAUCUUCAGCAGCAUCGGUGGCAGCGGCGGCUGCUGUUGCCUCUGUAAGUCAACAAGGAGGAGCAACAGUCAGUAGCGCCAAUCAUGAUCUGUAUUCCAGUGAUCCGUACCAUACACAUUACCAUCAUCAUCAUGCCCAUCAUCCUCAUCAUCCUCAUGCUGCAGCCGCAGCGGCUGCUGUUGCGGCUCAUCAUCAUAAGGCUGCCACCAGUUUACACCAUCAUCAUCCAACGAUUCAUCACCACCACCAAGGUGAUGCAGCUUCCAAUGUUGCCGCAGCUGCAGCAUCAGCUUGGUCACAUUAUUCAUACGCACAUCAUCGAGCAGCUAGUGCGGCAUCAAUGCACGAUCUAACUGCUGCUGUUGGUAGUGCCAAUAGACUGAGUCAUCCAUCGGCUCAAUAUAGUUCACUGCUGCUUCCUCCACCUCCACCACCUCCUCCUCCAGGUUCGAUAGCUGCCGCAAGAUCCCGAUUUAGUCAGUGUGGUGGAUUUGAAUUGAGCCAAAUGACUGCUCCUGAAAUGCAUUGGCCAUCAACGAGUAGAUAUGAUUUUUCUACGCAUCCCCACGCAAUCGAUGCUAACUACACAGCGUCAGCUGCUUAUGGAGCAACAGUAGGAUAUGGAGAUGAAUAUUUGUAAAUCAUGGUGUCAACAUAUUAUGUUCCAAUUUAUAAAAAAAUGUUACUAGCUGAGGAAAUACAGACGAUUACCAGUUUAUUUAAGUUAACUUUACCCACUAUGUUUCAACCGAUAAAUGCAUAAAUUGUAUUGGAUUGGGUUGCAUCUUUAAAGGAAAGAAUCAAUAAGAUUGAUUUAGUUUUGUACAGAGAUGAAGGAGACAACGCAAAAAAUUGAUGAUCAUGAUUUAAUUAUGGCACCGAUUGAUUCAAUAAUCUUAAUUUACUUGGAUUGCAAAUUGAUUUAUCCCACACCAUCUUUUUUCUUUGUCCUCUUCACGAGAUAACUUUUAAAAACAAAAAUGGUGCAAAAAUGUCGUCUUUUGUUUGUUUCAAAACAAUUAAAGAUAAAAACUUUCAGUUGCUCACAAUAGUAAGCUCAACAUUUCCUGAAACAUUUUUAAGUAAUUCAACGGCUUCCUCAUGAGUAACAUCUUCUAAACUUUUAUCGUUAACAGCAACAAUCUGGUCUCCUUGGUUUAAUCGUCCA
Messenger RNA from Tetranychus urticae (two-spotted spider mite), 2874 nucleotides. RefSeq lists its product as uncharacterized. The record is from RefSeq and is a predicted model, not a curated record. Lineage: Eukaryota; Metazoa; Arthropoda; Arachnida; Trombidiformes; Tetranychidae.